Fonsecaea nubica is the source of this 387-nucleotide messenger RNA. RefSeq lists its product as hypothetical. Bases 1 to 387 code for a protein of 128 amino acids. Gene Ontology annotation, biological process: late endosome to vacuole transport via multivesicular body sorting pathway. NCBI's taxonomy places the organism in Eukaryota, Fungi, Ascomycota, Eurotiomycetes, Chaetothyriales, Herpotrichiellaceae. The record is from RefSeq and is a predicted model, not a curated record. Gene Ontology annotation, cellular component: Vps55/Vps68 complex; endosome. The transcript has 3 exons.
AUGACGGCAGGGUUGAAAACGAUUAUUGCUCUCUCCUUUGUACUUGCCAUCGGAUUCCUCCUCGUCAUCCUCUCCGCUGCGCUGUUCCAUAACUUCCUCACCCUCCUCGUCGUCGCAACUUAUGUGUUAGCGCCCUUGCCGAACUGGGUGGCAGGACGAUGUGCCAAUGCAGACGACUUUAUUGAGAGCAAUUCCGGCGCCUGGAUAGAUCUGGGUCGCUUUGCCACAGGAUUCCUCGUCCUGAUGGGUAUCGCCUUGCCGAUCCUGCUCGCUCAUUCUGCUCUCAUUCAGAUUCCGGCCAUGGUUAUGUCAAUUGUGGGUGGUCUGCUGAUAUACGGCACCAUCAUCAGCUUCACCCAAUUUUUCAAGGAGGAGCAAGACUUUUAA